AUGGGUGGUGGGUCUCUUGGGAUGGCAAAUGGAAGCGAGAGCGGUGAAGGGCCUGCAGGGCCCAUGGCAGCAGUGGUGCCUACUGCAGCAGGUCUGGUAGCAGACAGCUCCUCCUCAGCCGUCUCCACUUAUAUUAAACUGGUUCUGCUGGGGCUGAUCAUCUGCAUCAGCCUGGUGGGAAACCUGCUGGUGUCGCUGCUCGUCCUGAGGGAUCGAACUUUCCACAAGGCACCUUACUACUUCCUGCUGGACCUGUGCCUGGCAGACAGCAUACGCUCGGCCAUCUGCUUUCCCUUUGUACUGGUGUCUAUACGAAAUGGGUCAGCCUGGACCUACAGUGUGCUGAGCUGCAAAGUGGUAGCCUUCAUGGCAGUUCUCUUCUGCUUCCAUGCUGCCUUCAUGCUCUUCUGCAUCAGCGUAACGCGCUACAUGGCCAUUGCACAUCACCGUUUUUACUCAAAACGCAUGACGUUCUGGACGUGCGUAGCAGUGGUGUGCAUGGUGUGGACCUUAUCCGUGGCCAUGGCUUUCCCGCCAGUUUUUGACGUGGGCACCUACAAAUUCAUCCGUGAGGAGGACCAGUGCAUUUUUGAGCAUCGCUACUUCAAGGCUAACGACACGCUAGGCUUCAUGCUAAUGCUAGCCGUGCUCAUUCUAGCUACACAUGUCGUCUACAUGAAGCUGCUCCUCUUCGAGUACAAGCACCGCAAGAUGAAGCCGGUCCAAAUGGUGCCAGCUAUCAGUCAGAACUGGACCUUCCAUGGGCCAGGAGCUACAGGCCAAGCAGCAGCGAACUGGAUCGCGGGCUUUGGGAGGGGCCCCAUGCCGCCGACUCUGCUGGGAAUCAGACAGAACUUACACAAUCAGAACCGGCGCCUUUUAGGCAUGGAGGAGUUCAGGGCGGAGAAACAGCUCGGCAGGAUGUUCUACGUGAUCACGUUGCUGUUCCUGGUGCUCUGGUCUCCGUACAUCGUGGCUUGCUAUUGGAGGGUGUUUGUCAAGGCUUGCACAAUACCACACCGGUACCUCUCCACCACCGUGUGGAUGAGUUUCGCUCAAGCCGGGGUCAACCCUAUUGUCUGUUUCUUCCUUAACAAAGACUUGAAGAAAGGGCUCCUUUCACACCUACCAGCCUGCUGCAGGACUAAACCUCAUCUGCCACGAGAGCCUUACCGUGUCAUGUAA
Molecule: messenger RNA, 1185 nt
Organism: Melanotaenia boesemani (Boeseman's rainbowfish)
Lineage: Eukaryota; Metazoa; Chordata; Actinopteri; Atheriniformes; Melanotaeniidae
Gene: gpr173
Product: G protein-coupled receptor 173
Exons: 1
Coding region: 1-1185 (394 amino acids)
Biological process (GO): G protein-coupled receptor signaling pathway
Cellular component (GO): plasma membrane
Molecular function (GO): G protein-coupled receptor activity
Source: RefSeq, a predicted model, not a curated record